Messenger RNA from Entrophospora sp. SA101, 237 nucleotides. NCBI's taxonomy places the organism in Eukaryota, Fungi, Glomeromycota, Glomeromycetes, Entrophosporales, Entrophosporaceae. The record is from the annotation of a GenBank genome assembly.
AUGAAGGAAGCAUGGCUUUGUCAUCUACCUUUAGGGUACAGCUCUUCGCAUAAGCUUAGUUUGUAUGGUUGUGAUUCUUCUAAUUGUUUUAUUACUAAAACUAUAAUCACUGAAGAAACAGCCAUUUUACAUCAAAUUAAUUUGAAUAGUAAUGCUGAAGGUGAAGGUCCCGAUUCUAUUCUUGAAGGUGGUAAUGAUGACAUUAAAGAAUUUGCAGAUGGCAUUUUAGUCCCAUGA